Scatophagus argus is the source of this 5528-nucleotide messenger RNA. It is a transcript of the gene znf609a, whose product is annotated as zinc finger protein 609a. The record is from RefSeq and is a predicted model, not a curated record. NCBI's taxonomy places the organism in Eukaryota, Metazoa, Chordata, Actinopteri, Scatophagidae. Bases 701 to 4717 code for a protein of 1338 amino acids. Gene Ontology annotation, biological process: regulation of transcription by RNA polymerase II. The transcript is spliced from 9 exons. Gene Ontology annotation, cellular component: nucleus.
UUGGCUCCCUUGGUGAGAUUUGGAUCCACUUUUUUUGAAACGCGGGAUAGCCAACUAGCUAUCCCGGGGGUUAGCUCAGCAGGCUAGCUGCUGUCUUUGUCUGGAGAGACCGGGGAGCUAAGAGGCAUGCGUCCAUCAUCGGACACGUCCCCGUCUGACCCGCUUGUUUCCCCUUUAUGUCUAAAUUCGGAACCACUACUUGUGCACUCAUUUUAAGCCGUUAACAAAUGUAUCUCACUGUUUAUGUAACGGUUAUCCUCUCUUCUUUAUAGCUACGUUCCAACGUCUGUUUGAUAUCUGUUUAACCACCCGUCGAAAUCAAUACUGGAAUGUUUAACGUUUGUCAAGCCAAGUUAUUAUUUUAGAAACUUCCCAUCAGCAAUUUAACUUAUUCCGAAUACUUCCAGUGUCUGAUAUUCCUGGAUUUGUUCUGUAAACGCGAAUGGAUUCUGGAUAAGGGACGAAACAACAUAAGCGGGCGAGGAAACUGUAAUCGCGUGUCCGAUAAUGGAAAUAUAAUUUUGACAGAGAGGCUGAAAGCGCCGCAUCGGUAAUUGUCCAUCACAAGACAAAUUGUAAGGAGGCAAUGUGGGGAGCAGGGAGGAGACGUGGGGUCCAUCCCUGAGGAGGUGUCCUGCGGCUGGGAGGAGCGUGGCCCUCCUGCGGCCCUCCUGCGGCGCUCCGGGACGCUCCUACUAAGAUGUCCCUCAGCAGCGGCCCUGCAGGCGGGAAAGGUGUGGACUCCAACGCAGUGGACACGUACGACAGCGGUGAUGAGUGGGAUAUCGGUGUAGGCAAUCUGAUCAUUGACUUGGAGGCUGACUUGGAGAAAGACAAACUAGAGAUGUCGAGCAGUAAGGAGGGAGGGGGCAUGGCCGCCCCCCCCAGCGCUGUGGCUGCUUUACCUGACAAUAUAAAAUUUGUUAGUCCUGUAGCUGCCGCGCAGGGCAAAGAGAGCAAAUCCAAAUCCAAACGUAGUAAAAACUCUAAGGAGAGCGUAAAGGCCCCGGUCUCAGACGGAGCUAAGAAGGAUGUUCAGGGUCGGGCCCCUGGGGACCCUCCACCCCAGAACCCCAAUUCUACCCCCAGUAAGGACAAGUGUGCUAAACCUUCCCGUACCCUCCCUGCUGUGAAAAAGGACAAGGACGGGGUGUUGGGGAAAGCUAAGAAGGAGAAAAUGGACGUUGUGACCACAGGAGUGGUUAACACUGAGAAAGAGUCUGUGGGACCCAUCCUGCCACUGGGGGCCGCUCGCAGUGGCCCAUUCGAGGGCCAACAAAACCCUGAGCUGGCUGCAGCCGAGCAGCUUGGGAAUAUGGCACUGGACUCUGCAGGGAUUGGACAGACUGUCACCAUGACAACAGAGCAAGAGGAGGUGGACAACGGUGAAUGCCGAAAUCUGAAGAAAGUCGUCGGUAUGAAGAUGGAGUCCCCAGUCUCCACCCCUGCUCCUCCUCCUCUCCACCUCCUCGCUCCCAUCGCCAACAGUGACAUCUCAUCUCCCUGCGAGCAGAUCAUGGUUCGCACGCGCUCGGUAGCUGUGAACACUGCGGACGCCUCAUUGGCUACUGAUCCGGAGUGCCUGGGACCCUGCGAGCCGGGCACCAGCGUCAACCUGGAGGGCAUCGUGUGGCAGGAGACCGAGGACGGCAUGCUGGUUGUUAACGUCACCUGGAGGAACAAGACGUACGUUGGGACCCUCCUGGACUGCACAAGACAUGACUGGGCCCCUCCAAGAUUCUGUGAGUCUCCCACCAGUGAUGUGGAAAUGCGGAGCGGUCGUGGUCGGGGGAAGAGGAUGCGUCCCAGUAGCAACACACCGCUGAAUGACAACAGCAACUCUUCGGACAACAAAGGUAGCGGCAGCAGCAAGACACGCGGCGCUGCUGCAAACAGCAAAGGGCGGCGGGGCAGCCAGACGACUGCCGGCGCAGAGGAUGUCAAGGCCAGUCCGUCAUCCGCUAAGAGGAAGACCAAACCUGCCUCUGACAUGGAGCCCACCUCCAGCUCAGAGGACACCAAGGCUUCAAAGCGCAUGAGAACUAACUCCACCGGCACUGCACUCCCCCUCCCAGGAGGCAAAUCUGACCCCCUGCCCCCUCCACAGCUGGACCGGUCCUGCACCUCCCCCGUGCUCAUCGACUGCCCUCACCCCAACUGCAACAAGAAGUACAAGCACAUCAAUGGGCUGAAGUACCACCAGGCUCGAGCCCAUAACGACCAAGAUGUCCGAUUGGACCAGGACGGUGACAGUGAAUAUGGAGAUGAUCCUGCCCUCCACCCUGACCCUGCCUCGUGCAACGGUGCCGCCAUCUCCCCUGCCCGCUCUACUACACCCAAAGGACGGGUGUUUGACGCGCCAUCACCCUCGCCAGGGAAGCUGACGUCAAAGGGUAAGAAGAAGGGAGGAGAGGCUGAGCCUGAGGUGACGGAUUGCGGCGAGGAGGGGGCGUGUUUGACAGAUGAGGCCAGUAACGAUGGGAUGGACGACAGGAAGGCCAAGAAGAUGGCAGCCGGAGGCAAGUCUGAUAAACUGACCCAGAAAGGCCUGAAGCCGACCCGACCUGUGGCCCCUGCAGCCCCCAGCGCCCCCUCGCCUUAUGCCAUGCAGGCAUCCUCCCCUGCUCUGGGCUCAGUGGUACAGUCCAUCCCCAAGAGCCCCCAGCUGAAGAACAUCCAACCUAAACCCCCUCCACUGGCUGACCCCGCCUCCAGCCCCACCCUCACCAAGGACAAGAAGAAGAAGGACAAGAAGAAGAGGGAGGGAGCAAAGGAGGGAGACAGUCCGAAGGCGAUGGGGAAGGGAGGAAGGCCAGAGGAGGGGAAGAGCCCGUACUCUGAGGCAUCUGAUGCUUUGCUCAAUGGCUCUUCAGAAGCUCACCAGAGCCGAUUGGCCAGCAUCAAGGCUGAGGCUGACAAGGUGUACAGCUUCUCAGAUAACGCACCCAGUCCGUCCAUUGGCGUGGCCAGCAGGAUGGAAGCCGGCCUCGUGGCCCCUCUGCACCUCAACCAAAAUGGAGCUGACACUGCGUCUGUCAAAACCAGCAGCCCCGCCUACUCUGACAUCUCUGAUGCUGGGGAGGAUGGAGAGGGGAAGGCGGAGGGGGUGAAGGUCAAAGCUGAACCUGACCAGGGGUCUCGUGAAGCAGCCAAGAAGGCGCUGUUCCCUCCUCAGGCUCCUAGUAAAGAAUCACCGUACUACCCCAACUACGACUCCUACUACUCUCCCAGCUACCCCAACCCCAGCCCAGGAGCGGCACCUGCAGCGCCGCCUCACGUGGAAGGAGCUCAGGUAAAGGUGAAGAAGGAAGAGGAGCAGCCGGAGGUGGGGGAGGAGGGCAAACUGAAGGUGGAACCUCAGGAGGAGAGGAGGGCGGAGCCUGGGCCUCAGCAACCAUCAGUCAUUCAGCAGCGCUCCAACAUGUACACCCAGCCUCUAUACUACAACCAGUACUAUGUCCCCCCCUACUCCUACUCGCCUGACCAGGCCUACCACGCCCACCUGCUGGCCUCGAACCCCGCCUACCGCCAGCAGUAUGAGGAGAGACAGCGGCAGGCUGACAAGAAGGCUGAGGGCAAAGAGCGGGAGGCUUGUGGGAAAGAGGAGUGGAAGCAGAAAGCCUCGGCCCCCCCCACGCUGUCCAGAGCCCCCAGCCUCACUGACCUGGCCUCAAAGGGUGUGCUGAACCCAACCAAGACCAAGGAGCCUCUACCAGCUUCAGAACAGGCCAAGUCAGUCAUCAUGGCGAAGGGCGAGGACCCCAAGGCCCCCACCGCCCAGCCUGAGGGUCUGAAGAUGAAGCUGAGUGAAGCAGGGCAUCAUGGGAAAGAGGAGGCCAAGUCAGGGGUGGAGUCAGGCAGACCAGCAGGUGUGGAGCCUGCCAUGUGGUACAGACAGGAGCCAGACUCGCGCUUGUGGCCCUACGUCUACCCCAACAAAUACUCAGAAGCUCCUAAACCACAGGAGGAAGACCGGUGGAAGGAUGACAGGGAGCGAGAGCGCGACAGGAAGGGGAAGGAAGAGAGGCAGCGGCAGAAGGAGAGCCUCCAAAAGGAGGAGGUGAAGGAGGGGGUGGAGGGCAGGACUCAGCUGCCUCCAGAGGAGCACAGGGGUGCAGGGAAGGAGGCCCGUCCCCCCCACAUGCAGUUCUCCUCCCCUUUGGCCCAACACCAGGGCUACAUGCCCUACAUGCACGGACCGUACGCCUACAGCCAUGGCUACGAACCCAGCCACCCCGGCUACAGAGGCAUGCCCUCAGUCAUGAUGCAGAACUACGCCGGGUCCUACCUGCCGGCUGGUUACUCCUUCCCUUCGUAUGGGGGGAAGGUGGCGGCGGGGGAGGAGGGGGAGAAGCCGUCCCGGUCCAGUCCCACGGUGAAGCCGACCAGCGAGGCCAAAGCUCUGGACCUGCUGCAGCAGCAUGCCAGUCAGUACAAGAGCAAAUCCCCGUCCAUCCAAGACAGCAAGAGUCUGCAUGACCGCGAGAGGGACAGAGAGAGAGACCGGGAGAGAGAGAGAGACAGGGAGAGAGAGGGCGACCGGCCACGAUCUUCGCCAUCCCAACGCAUCCUGCCUUCCCAUCAUCACCUGGGAUACCCGCUGCUGUCGGGACAAUACGACCUGUCCUACGCCUCAGGUCUCUCCUCGUCAGCCAUCGUGGCCAGUCAGCAAGCGUCCGCCCCGACCAUGUACCCCCCCGCACGGAGACACACCUGAUUGGCUGACCAGAGUCAUGUGACCGGAUCACAUGAGGAAGAGUUUCUGUUUCAACAUCAGUUCAAUGGUGUUUGUUUAGUUUGAUUUCUCUGCCUGGAUGUCCAGCCAGCUGCUCCGCCCCCCCACUCGACUGCUGAGACUUCAGGAGCAUUGAAAGCCUCAUACUGGUUCUGCUGGUGCUGCUGGUCCCAGACGGUACCUUGGUGCUCGGGGCGGGCGGGCAGCAGAGACACGUUGAGACGCCGCUGGCUGCUGGAGGAGCAGCUCCUGUUGUUUUGGCGGUGGGCGCCUGGCGUUUGCGGACGGGUGGGGCAGUCCCUUCCUGUUCCAGCCUUCAGUCGAUUCUCAUCCUACAGCACGUUUCUGUGACGUCCUGUGACCCCCCAGACUUUACCUGCAGUGACCUCUGACCUCUCUGAGAAGCAGCGAAUCAACCGCACACUCCAGCGGACGUCGUCACACUUUGACCUGGAAGCAGCUCAGCUUCACAGGACGUCAAAAAUACUGUGCACGGAGGAGGACGGACCAAUCAGAGAGCAGUGUUCAGACUGAUGCUGCAUCCUCAGACCAACCGGCUGCGUCAGACUCCUCCUCCUCAGUGUGUAGCUGUACUGUACUCUCUGUGUGUGUGUGUGUGUGUGUGCGUGUGUGUGUGUGUGUGUGUGUAAAUACUGUACAGAGGAAUUAUUUUAAAGAGCCUGUUGGAUGCUGUUCGAUUUCCUACUCUUCUUUUUGUCUGGUAGCCUCUGCCUCUGUUUUUCUACUGUUGUUGAUCUGAUAUUAAACCUGUAGCUGGUGGAACGGCGCCCGA